This is a messenger RNA of Drosophila serrata, 1398 nucleotides long. Its product is annotated as serine/threonine-protein phosphatase alpha-2 isoform pseudogene. The record is from RefSeq and is a predicted model, not a curated record. Lineage: Eukaryota; Metazoa; Arthropoda; Insecta; Diptera; Drosophilidae.
GUUGGCUAUGUUUCUAAAUUCUAAAUUCAAUGCAAGGACACUGGAGAAGUUUUCAUAAUUUUAAUACUAGUUGCUGGAACAAGUAUUUUCCACGAAUAGAUUUGAAAAUCAAACUAGAAAUUCCCCAGCUGUUUUGGCUUUCACCCCAACCGAUAGUUCGCGGCACUUUCCACAUACUCAGACGACGACAGCAAAAUGGGCGAUGUCCUGAAUAUUGAUAGCAUAAUAUCGCGACUUUUGGAGGUGCGCGGAGCACGUCCUGGCAAGAACGUCCAACUGCUGGAGAAUGAGAUCCGGGGUCUCUGCUUGAAGUCCAGGGAAAUCUUUCUCUCCCAACCCAUCCUGCUGGACUUGGAGGCACCACUCAAGAUCUGCGGCGACAUCCAUGGACAGUACUAUGACCUGUUGCGCCUCUUCGAGUACGGCGGCUAUCCGCCCGAGUCGAACUAUCUGUUUCUGGGCGAUUAUGUGGAUCGUGGCAAGCAAUCCCUGGAGACCAUUUGCCUGCUGCUCGCCUACAAGAUCAAAUACUCGGAGAACUUCUUCCUGCUGAGGGGCAACCACGAGUGCGCCGCCAUCAAUCGCAUCUAUGGGUUCUACGACGAGUGCAAGCGCCGGUAUAGCGUCAAGCUGUGGAAGACCUUCACCGACUGUUUCAACUGCCUGCCGGUCGCUGCCAUAGUCGAUGAGAAGAUCUUCUGCUGCCACGGUGGGCUCAGUCCCGAUCUCACCUCGAUGGACCAGAUCCGGCGCAUUAUGCGACCCAUCGAUGUCCCCGAUCAGGGUCUGCUGUGCGAUCUCCUGUGGUCCGAUCCGGACAAGGACACCAUGGGCUGGGGUGAGAACGACCGCGGUGUCAGCUUCACCUUUGGGGCCGAGGUGGUGUCCAAGUUCCUGCAGAAGCACGACUUUGACCUCAUCUGCCGGGCCCAUCAGGUCGUGGAGGAUGGCUACGAGUUCUUUGCAAAGCGUCAGCUGGUCACUGUCUUUUCGGCUCCGAAUUAUUGUGGCGAAUUCGAUAAUGCCGGUGCCAUGAUGUCUGUGGAUGACACGCUAAUGUGCUCCUUUCAGAUACUGAAGCCAGUGGAAAAAACUAAAAAGUAGUGUCACAACAGCCCAACAACUACAAUAUUUUCCCUAAAAAAGAAAAACCUAUAACCAAGAAACGAGAAACGAGACAAGGGGAAGGUCAAAAUCUGCAAGAACCCAAACUGAAAUCCCAUCUCUAGAUGGAGGAGUCAUAAAGAAGUUCAAUCUGGAAGAAAAAAAAUCAAAAAGCAAAAAAUGAACCACUUUAAAGCGCUUAACUUAUGACAAUUCGUGUAUUUCUGUGACAUAUAAAGACUUUGCGGACGAGAUAAAGAAUAAUGAGCUAUAGAUGUUCUGUUACAAUGAUUA